AUGGACAAAACAUUUGCAGUAAGACGUCUUGAGGUGGUCCAAGAUGCACCCAUGGUAGCGGAUUUCAAAGCAAGGUGGCUAGGUCUCUUUAAUGUGAGGGAGGUGAAAGCAGAAUUCAAGAGGAUAACCACAGUUGAGCUUCAAUCCAAGUUCUUUUCGCAACUUGAUGCACACUCUGAAAACUUGAUGAAAGUGUUUGCCAGAAAAGGAGGAGUCCUCGGGAAAAAGAUAAAGGCAGUGAUGCUUCCAAUGACUCGGGUUGACAGCAUUGAUGUGAGACGAGAAUGCAUCCUCAGAGGUUUGACCGUGUAUCUGAAUGAGGAUCCACAAAAAUUUGUUAAGGACUACAAGAGCGAUGAUGAGUGCAUUGAAAGAGACCUGGCAGAAACAGUCUUUGGCAUCUAUGUGAUUCGACACAAUGUUGCAGACCCUGAUGAUGACCCUGAGGAUAUUGGAAUUGUUUUGGAGGGGGUAGAGGUACUGAGUGGUUUGAGAAAUGUUCCAUUCGCUAUGGCAAUGUUUCUCGGACUUGUGUAUGCUCUGAACAUUAGUUACCCUCCAGAAUUAAAAUAUACAUUUGAAGCUCUGCAGAAAAUCAUUAUGGAGAUGCAAGGAAACAGGUUGUCGGCCAAAGUACAAACGCUCAAGACACUGCUGGCACGUUGAUCACUGUAAAAAGUACAUCGUAAUGGCUGCCUAAUGUACUUUUUUUUUUUUCCCCCUAAAUGUUGAAAUUUCAUGUUGUACUUGAAAGCAGUAGUCAAGCCUGGAUAUGGGAGAAUUCUCGUAGUCUCACCAGUUUGUCAAAGAUUUCACAUUACAUUUUUGAAUUUUAUUGCAGUUUUGUCUCUCAAAACCGUUUAGUGUGCUGACUAGAUUUAAGAGAAACACAUGAAUAGCAGUGUAAAAUACUUAAGACUGGAUAUCCAUCCCAAGACACUUUUUGUUAGAUUUCUAGAGUUAAAAUAUAAAAUUGAAGUUGUGUAGAAAAUCAUUAUGGAGAUGCAAGAAAACGAGUAGUCAGCCAAAGUAUAAACUUUCAAGACACUGCUGGUGUGGAAAUUACUUAAUAUGAAAGUAAAAGAGUACAUUUCAAGGGCUGCCUAAUAUACUGUUUAUUUCAAAAUGUUAAAGGUUCAUGUUGCACUUUAAAGCAGUUGCCAAGUCUGGAUUUGGAAGAAUUCUACUAGUUUUUCUUGAACUUUAUUACUAUUGUCUUACAUAUCAGUAAAAAACCUUAGUCUGCUAAGUACAUUCAAGAGAUAUGUGUCAGCCACAAUUUGAAAUACUGAAGACUGGAUAUACUUUGAGUUGCAUCUUUUUUCCUUUUCCUGAAGACUGUAAGGAGCUAUUUGCAUGUUAAGUAAAGUUCAACUUAAUUAUUAUUAUUUUUUACUCAAAAUAACAUAUGGUUUCAAAAUGUCUAAUUCUGUAUAGUGUUGUUGUAUCCACUUAAAUUCAUGUAAGUGUGCUUUAAGAAUGUUGUCUGUAGAACAGAGUACCAUUAAGGGUGUUGUUUUUUGUUUGUUUUUAACAUUUGCUAACCCUGUUUUAAUUUUAUUUUGUGAAGCAACCACUACAAAUUUCUGUUUAAGAAACUAAGAAUGGUAUGCUGCUGUUUUAGGUUUUUUUAAAUAAUGUAAUUACCCUGUUUUAGUAAGCCAGUGUUAACAUGUAAGCCUAAAUUGUCUUUGUUCAAAUACAGUUUGAUUGAAACGCAUGAAAAAUGUUUUUUAUUCCUACCUUUGGCACUACAUGUUAGAGGUGACAGUUGUAUAGCACUUUUAUCUAAAGAGAUUUACAAUACAUUUCAGAUUCACACCCUGACAUGGAAAACCAGGAGGCAACCUCGGGUUCGGUGCUUGCCCAAG
Molecule: messenger RNA, 1871 nt
Organism: Cyprinodon tularosa
Lineage: Eukaryota; Metazoa; Chordata; Actinopteri; Cyprinodontiformes; Cyprinodontidae
Exons: 4
Coding region: 1-666 (221 amino acids)
Source: RefSeq, a predicted model, not a curated record